UCUCUGGUCAUUUCGCUUUUUGAAAAACAUGUUUCCUUCAAGCACACAACUUCAACACUGGACAUUCAAAAAUGAAGCAGAAAUAACACAAUAUCGUGAAGAGGCGAAUGCAAAAUUUAUCGCAAGACAUGGUGCCAAUGUACCACCCGAGGAAAUAGCAGAGAUAUUCCUUACACCUUCCGAAGAACGGAUUUUGGUUCACAGUUAUGAAUCACAUUUGCGUGAAUUUUGCAAACGUUUCUCUCCUCCCAUGCCUCGAGCAGUCAUUGGAACAGCAUUUCACUACUUUAAAAGGUUCUAUGUAUUUAAUUCUGUGAUGGACUAUCAUCCCAAAGAAAUCUUAGUUACCUGUGUAUACCUAGCUGCUAAAGUGGAAGAAUUUAAUGUUUCAAUAUCUCAAUUUGUUGCCAACGUCAAAGGUGAUCGUGAAAAAGCAACUGACAUAAUUUUGAAUAAUGAGUUAUUAUUGAUGCAGAGAUUACAAUACCAUCUGACUGUACACAAUCCAUACAGACCUGUUGAGGGCCUACUGAUUGAUAUCAAAACACGAGCCCUACUUAACGAUCCAGAACGCCUCAGACCAGCUAUUGAUGAUUUCCUUGAUCGUAGCUAUUUAACAGAUGUAUGUAUUCUGUUUCCACCUUCACAAGUUGCAUUGGCUGCCGUUCUUCAAUCAGCAAGUAGCAACCGAGAAAAUCUUGAUUCAUAUGUGACGGGAACUCUUCUUGGCACUCCAGGAGCAGAAAAGUUACCUGGAUUAAUUGAUGCAGUUAGAAAUAUUAGGAUGAUUGUAAAAGCAUAUGAAACAGUAAACAGGGAUAUUUUUGGUGCUCUAAAUAAGAAGUUGGAGAAAUGUAGGAACCAAGAAAACAAUCCAGAUAGUGCCAUAUAUAAAAAGCGUAUGCAAGAACUUCUUGAAGAUGAGGAUGAGAGGGAAGCUGUGAAGUAUGAAAAGAUAGCACGACAACAGAGGACUACUGAAGAUCAACUUGUUGGAAUAACAAGAGUACUUUCGCCUAGUGCUUCAUAGUUGUGUUUUCUGGAAUAUUUCUUCAUCAAUUCUUAAGACUGCUGUUUUACUCCAUAUAUUGUUUGAAGAUCCCUCACAACUGAAAGUUAAGAGGUGCAUCUUUGUUGUUUCAACAAAUUCUCUAAAGUCCACUUCAACAUAAAAAUAGUGCUUUGAAGGAAGUUUUUUUUUCCUUCUUAUUUUUUGAUAGGAUAAGACCAAAGACAAGUCAAAUUAAAGAAGUGAGACAUAUUAUUUGUUAAGUUAAAAUUCUGUUUUACAAUUAGCAUUCAUAGCCAAUGAUUUAAAGUCUUGUUCCUUCCCUUGUGCCUAUUAAUGAAGUUUGAAGAGCGUUUUGUACAUAAUUUUGUUAAUAAAUUUUUCAAACAUGGCCUGUAAAA
This is a messenger RNA of Frankliniella occidentalis (western flower thrips), 1410 nucleotides long. RefSeq names its product cyclin-H (gene CycH). Gene Ontology annotation, cellular component: nucleus; transcription factor TFIIK complex. The transcript has 6 exons. Bases 29 to 1030 code for a protein of 333 amino acids. Gene Ontology annotation, molecular function: cyclin-dependent protein serine/threonine kinase regulator activity. Gene Ontology annotation, biological process: regulation of cyclin-dependent protein serine/threonine kinase activity; DNA-templated transcription; regulation of transcription by RNA polymerase II. The record is from RefSeq and is a predicted model, not a curated record. Lineage: Eukaryota; Metazoa; Arthropoda; Insecta; Thysanoptera; Thripidae.